Molecule: messenger RNA, 1335 nt
Organism: Papaver somniferum (opium poppy)
Lineage: Eukaryota; Viridiplantae; Streptophyta; Magnoliopsida; Ranunculales; Papaveraceae
Exons: 2
Coding region: 1-1335 (444 amino acids)
Source: RefSeq, a predicted model, not a curated record
AUGAGUUGUAAUAGUGAGCCCAGAACCUAUCCAUGUACCAUUUGUGGUGAUCAAAGUCAUAUUGGACCUCACUGUCCUUUGUUUUACCCUAAUGAAACUACUCGUGACCAGGUUAGGGUCCUACAUGGUGGUAUGAACUCUAAAUAUGAGAGUCGACCCAAGUUAGAUCCCUAUUCUAAUACCUAUAACCCUGGUUGGAAACAUAAUCCUAAUUUUUUGUGGUCCAAAGGUGCCCAUCAGGGCAGCCCAUCUAGCAACCCACCACCAGGUCAUAGGUUCGAUGAAAUUCAACGUAACCAACAAAACAGUGACCGAGCUAUUGUCAACAUAGAGACUCAAAUAAGUCAACUGUCAAACAGGUUAAGUGAUAGGGAGAAUGGGAGAUUUCCUAUCCAACCGACUCUGAAUCCCAAAGGAGUUAACCGGGUUAAUGGGUCAGGUAGUUCUAACCACAACGAACAUGUCAAAUCAGUUGUCACCCUUAGGAGUGGUAAAACAUUAGAGAACUCGGUAGAACCACCUAAGGACAAGAGUCCAGCUGAAAAAGAGACUGAAGUUGAUCAAACUUCGUCUAAAGACCCUAAUGAACCCAAGAGUGCUAAGAGUCCAAGUGAGGAAAAUAUCCCUGAGAGAGUAUACGUACCACCUGCACCAUUUCCUCAGAGACUCGCUAAGAAAAAGCCUAGUACAUAUGCUGAAAUCCUAGACAUCUUUAAGCAAGUUAAGAUCAACCUUCCCUUGUUAGAUGCAAUAAAACAUGUACCGACUAUGGCCAAAUUCCUAAAAGAGAUGUGUAUUGUCAAGAGAGACGCGAGUGUCCAUAAAAAAACAUUUUUGACCCAACAAGUUAGUUCCAUAAUCUCACAAAAGUACCCAGUCAAAUUUAAAGAUCCUGGUUGUCCUACUGUCACAUGUGUCAUAGGUAAACAAACGAUAGACAAUGCUCUAUUAGAUCUCGGGGCUAGUGUGAAUUUGUUACCGUUCUCGGUAUAUGAACAACUUGGACUAGGUGAGGUGAAACCAACUAGGAUAACACUACAGUUAGCCGAUAGGUCAGUCAAAAUCCCACGUGGAAUUAUUGAAGACGUUUUGGUUCAGGUAGAAAACUUUAUCUAUCCAGUUGACUUUGUGAUUUUAGACACUCAACCUGUCUCUAGUCAAGAUAUUAAUAUCCCAAUCAUCCUAGGUCGUCCGUUUCUAUCCACUGCAAAUGCAGUCAUACAUUGUCAAACUGGCCUAGUAAAAUUUUCCUUUGGGAAUGAGAAAAUCUCGGUGAACGUUUUGAGGGCGUUACAAGCCCACCGGACCCUGAACACUAUGAGUCUAUAUGCAUGA